Salvelinus sp. IW2-2015 is the source of this 1809-nucleotide messenger RNA. RefSeq names its product zinc finger protein 180-like. Gene Ontology annotation, molecular function: DNA-binding transcription factor activity, RNA polymerase II-specific; RNA polymerase II cis-regulatory region sequence-specific DNA binding. NCBI's taxonomy places the organism in Eukaryota, Metazoa, Chordata, Actinopteri, Salmoniformes, Salmonidae. Gene Ontology annotation, biological process: regulation of transcription by RNA polymerase II. The record is from RefSeq and is a predicted model, not a curated record.
AGAAGAUAAAGACGUUUCAGUGAAAGAAGAGGAAGACGCGUUUAGAGUGAAAGAGGGUGAGGCUGUUACCGUGAAAGAAGAGGAGAUUUACGUUUCCGUUAAAGAAGAGAAAGAGGUUUCAGUGAAAGAAGAGGAAGACGCAUUGAGAGUGAAAAAGGAGGAGGAUGCUGUUUUUGAAGUGAAAGAGGAGGAGGGGGAGAUUACUGUCACAUUGGAAGAAGAAGAGGAUGAAGAGGAGGAAACUGGAUAUCUAGGCCCGGUUUCCCAAACGCAUCUUAAGGCAUCCAAUGGUUCUAAUGAUGAACUUAGCCAUAAGAUGCUAUUGGGACACCGGGCCCUGAUUAAUACUAGAGAGAGACAUGACUAUCAUGGAUCCUCUGGGGAACCUCAACAUCAUGAAGCAGAAAAAAGCCUCUCCAGAUCAGAACACCCCAAGAAACACCAGCAGAGACCCACAGGGAAGAGAACUCACUGCUGCUCUGACUGUGGAAAGAGUUUUGUUUCUUCAGGAUGUUUAGAAUCACACCAGAGAACACACACAGGAGAGAAACCUUAUAGCUGUGAUCAAUGUGGGAAGAGAUAUGUUACAUCUAGCGGUCUGACUAAACACAAGAGAACGCACACAGGAGAGAAACCGUAUAACUGUAACCAAUGUGGGAAGAGUUUUACUCAGUCAUCCAGUCUGAUAUUACACCAGAGAACACACACAGGAGAGAAACCUUAUAGCUGUAUUCAAUGUGGGAAGAGUUUUACUCAGUCAUUCAGCCUGAUAUUACACCAGAGAACACACACAGGAGAGAAAUCUUAUAUCUGUGCGCAAUGUGGGAAGAGAUUCGCCUCCUCAGCAGACAUUAAAAUUCACCAGAAAAUCCACACAGGAGAGAGACCUUUUAGCUGCUCUGACUGUGGAAAGAGUUUUGUUCGCUCAGGACAAUUAAAAUCACACCAGAGAACACACACAGGAGAGAAACCUUAUAGCUGUGAUCAAUGUGGGAAAGGUUUUACUCAGUCAGGCAACCUGGUAUCACACCAGAGAAGACACACAGGAAAUAAACCUUUUAGCUGUGAAGAAUGUGUAAAGAGUUUUACUACAUCUAGCAAUCUGAUUGUUCACCAGCAGACACACACAGGAGAGAAAUCUCAUAGCUGUGAUCAAUGUGACAAGAGAUACUCUAAUAAAAGAUCUCUGAUCAAACAUCAGAAAAUACAUACAUGAAGGAGUUGUUUCAUGAUAUCAAUGAAAUAUUGUCACACUGUAGAAUGUUUUAAAUGUGUAGAAGGAGUAUUUUAAUGAUGUCACAAUGUCGUCCCCUGUUCAAUUGAUUUCAGCAUGAUAUGGAUAUUAGCCUCAGGGGAAAAAUCCAGGCUCUGAAUUGAAAGAGUACUAUUUAUGUGAUUUAACACAAAACGUGACUAACAAAAAGUGUUGUUAAACUUAACAGUGUUGCGUUCCUUUGUUUAGCGACCCCUACAUUGAAAGGCAUCACUCCAAAAUGUAGCUGACUGUCUUUUGCAGGUUGUCCUCUAACCAGUGAGGUAAAGGAUAUCUCCCAUUUCCAUGUGUUUUUUUAGUUGUGUUCAUUUCAACAGCACAUACAACCUGAUUUCCCCCCUAAUCGAUAUCAGUGAUUUAUUGCUACUUGUCAAAACAUAAGCAUUUCUGGUGCAGUUUACAAGGUGCUUGUUUUAAAAAAUACAAGUAAUAUGAUUAUUGUGGCAGAUGUUUGUGUAUAUAGCCCAUUUUAUGUUUAGGUUUUCAAUUUAUCCCAAACUGUUUCUACAUAUUGGUUAUUGAUUUGGAAACUUGUA